UCAAAACAACCCUCCACCUCCAAACUCAGCAGAACGGUGUUUUCAAACUGGAGGUCUAUAUUUCCCAUUUUCCGUUUGUUCAUGAAUGCAGCGUUCCUGUUAGCUUGUACUUGUCGCCAAGAAGCUACUCUGCUACUCAGAUUAAUUUUCAGGUUAUCGAGCAUAACAAUUAUGUCUUUUAAAAGAGAAGGUGAUGACAAGAGCCAGCUGAAUAUUCUCAAGAAACGUCGUGUGGCAGACCUCCUGUCUAACUUUAUUCCAGAAGAUGAGGCUGCUCUUAUGAAAAAUGGAAGGUACACUUGCCUUGUAUGUUCCUACCGUCCUGUGUUUGAUACAGUCGAUAUGCUGGCAGUCCACAGGAAGGGGAAGAGGCAUCUCGAGGGACUAAAAGGAUUUUAUGGCAAGAAAGCACGGCUGAAGAAUGAAAUAACAAAACGGAAACAUGAAAACUACGUCCAGGCUGAAGAGAAACGACAGGAGCCCUCCGGUUCAGCCCCGUUACUGGCACAAACACGGACUCUCACCCAUCAUGCUUUGCUGAAGACUGUACCGUAUAACAGCUGUCACAGAAAAACCAGUACAAAAUCUGAAAAAGUGACAGAAAGCACCAACUCAGAUCCCAGUGACAUCGUGACAUCCACCUGCUGGAAAUCUGGACUUUCAGGGAACACGUCACAAAGCAACUCCACUGUCUGCACAACAGGCGAUAAAGAGCCACAUCCAUCAAAAGAUGCAUUUGAAUCACAGACUACAGUAAGACAGGAGGCAGAACCCAUCACUGCCCAGAAGAAGAGAGAGCUGGAGCACUACCUCAAACUCAAAAGUGAUGGGUGGCUGCGAGACCGAAGCGGCAAGUGGGUUAAAGAUGAGAAUGUUGAAUUUGAUUCAGAUGAGGAAGAGCCGCUGUCACUUUCCCCCCUGCCUGGAAAUCAGUGAAAGGACUAAGAACGGUGUGGAAGCACAAAUAAACUUGUACCACAGUAGUGCGUUCAUGAUGCUGUUUGAAACAGCCAGAGCUCCAUGUGAAGACUUUAUCAAACGUGUCUUCUCUCAGUGAACCUUUCACAUUGUGUUCCUCUAUUGAUUCUUCGGUGUGCAACUAUUGUCUCGUCCAGGAUGUGCUCAGGUGCAUCAAGGAAGGUUGCUGCAGAGUCAGAUCUUUAGUUCAUUCUACGUCUUUCCCCAGACAGAUAACUUUUCAUAUCCAGUUAUAUUUAUGCUGAAGGCUGAACCUUUUGUUGUGCUGCUACACUGUACACUUCUUCGUGUGGAUUUCUGACAGCACACAUGCCUCGCGGUACUGCUGCCUCUAAUGUUGGGACAGAGAAAGUUGGUUCCGAGGGUGUGUUAAGAUUUUGCUCCUUUGUUUGCUGCAUGUUUACUUUUGUUUUGUUUGUUUCAGUACUUGCACACAUGCAUUAAGGUAACAUCAGAAUGGUGGGAAGUCUGACUUCGAAAGUAUUCAUACUCUGAUACAACCAACUACAAAUUUUGAUCUGCUAAAUUGAGAGCUUUGGUAAUUAAUCAGGCAACACAACUGGAAGAAAUUCCACCCAGGUUAAAAAUCUAUAAAAAUUCAUACAUUCUGCUGAACUUUUAAGACAUAAAAAAUUAAGAUUGCAAAUAUCCUUAUGAGUUCUUAAACAAAUUUCUUCUUGUGGGCAAUCACACACAAAAUAUUGCCCCAAAAUAUGUGACAUUAGAGGAUAAUUUUGGUUUAGUAGAACUUUCCUUUUUGAUGGAGUUUGGGGCAUUCAGUAAAUUAAUUUUGUUUUAAUUGAAGAUCAUUGUCAUUCAUGAUUUCCACAAUAUACUUAGAAAAACUAAAACAUCCUGCCUGAACAUGAAACAUGUUGAAGUCUGGAAGCUGGAUGUCACUGAAGUUAAUAAAAUUGAUGUUGGACGAUGA
Messenger RNA from Archocentrus centrarchus (flier cichlid), 1909 nucleotides. RefSeq names its product sodium channel modifier 1 (gene scnm1). Gene Ontology annotation, cellular component: nucleus. Gene Ontology annotation, biological process: RNA splicing. Lineage: Eukaryota; Metazoa; Chordata; Actinopteri; Cichliformes; Cichlidae. Bases 82 to 936 code for a protein of 284 amino acids. The transcript has 8 exons. The record is from RefSeq and is a predicted model, not a curated record.